Lachancea lanzarotensis is the source of this 2229-nucleotide messenger RNA. Its product is annotated as LALA0S02e02762g1_1. The coding region runs from base 1 to 2229 and encodes 742 amino acids. The transcript has a single exon. The record is from RefSeq and is a predicted model, not a curated record. NCBI's taxonomy places the organism in Eukaryota, Fungi, Ascomycota, Saccharomycetes, Saccharomycetales, Saccharomycetaceae.
AUGUUGCAUUCUAGAAGGUCGCGGGAAAGUAAGGCUAUAGACUCAGAAGCAAUGGCAGCUGCAGCUGCCAUUGGACGAGCCCUUGAUAACAGAGGAACUCGGGUGGAGACAGACAAAUUACCGCGCUACAAUAGUGCGUCUCGUUCAAAUUCAAUGGUGCGCUCCACAUCAAUGGGUGGCAGACAGAAUAGUUUACGCACCAAACGAGAUUCGGUGCGUGCGUCGAGUUUGCAAGGAAAAACGUCCAGACCCAGGAAUAGCAUUGACGAAAGCGAGUUUUUUGACGCACAAGACACUUUCCAUCGGUUUGGUGGACCGCAGGCCCAAACCAAGCCAGCGACAGUUAAAAAAUAUGUGCCGGGGCCAACUGGCUUGAGAUUGGUGGAAGUCCCAGUAACAGAUGUGAAGCCACCAUCCAGUAGACGCUCAAGUCUCACCAGACGUUCACCCUCUCUCAAUAGUGGUCUUCAUGCACGCAGUGAUUCUUCACGCAGUAGCUCUUUGCGUAACAACUCUUUGCGGCGGAAAUCAUCACUCAACUCUCAGUCUUCAGACCCCAGAGCCACCAUACAAGAAAAGGUCGCCACACGUCAAAAAGCUGAGGCCCCAAAUAGUCCCCUUCGAAACACAAACAUUCGCAACACUUUGGUACAACAGUCGCUCGAAGAAGAGACGGACGAACAGCUCCAGAACGAAAGUCUAACGAGAGAUACUGUUAACCCUAUAAUUAUGCCUUCGUCGGCAUUAAAGUCAUUGGAAACUAAGAACCACAAACCCAAAGCGGAUUUUGUUGAGCUAGAAACGCCUCCUACAAUCAAGCUUACGAGCAAGUCGUCCCCAUCACCACCCAAUAUUCUUAUUUCUCCUCCAGGUGAGGACAUCUCAGACGAGCGUCAAAUUGGAACUGAUCCGAGCUUGGAUUUCUCGAGUACGACCAGCGACGCUAACGCACCAACUAAGACCGUUGAAGAUGUUAUAAAGGAAGAUAGCCUGGCAGGCGAAACUCCAGUGUCUGAAAGAACACAGCCGGCCACGACUCCAAGCCAAAAUGUUGCUAAAAAAGAAGGAGAAUCAGGGAACAGUAUGGCCAAAUACAUUCGGUCUGCUAAUAAGUACCUGAACAAAGCUCAUGAAGUGACCAAUGAUGAUAAAGGAGGUUCUCAAGAUACCACUCUGAAAGGCAGUAAUGAUGCAGCGUUAAACGGAACUCCCGACUCACAUCCACUGGCUAGAGUGAGUUCCCCUAUGAAAUCUGCACUCAAGCGUUCUACGAGCAACAAUUCUGGCAAUGAUCAUCACCCUCGUGAAUCGAAUUCCACCGCUAAUGACGCGUAUGUGUCUUUGGCAACCGCACAGAAUACAAGGCUGAAUGCGCAGCUUGCUACUGAACCUAGCAAACGUCAGCCAUCGGUACGUAAAGCGAGACCUCAAUCUAUGACAAACGGGAGAGCUCCUAAAAAGGAUGAUUCAACCAGACAAAAACACCACUCCUUCCAGCCCCUGCCUCAACCGAAUAUUCAGCCGCCUGCAAGGUCUCAGAGACGUCCGGACUCAUCAACAAGGAAUCGGACCCCAAAAGCCGCCGGUGAUUCCAAGGGACAGUCGCGUAAUAAUCCUUCAAUCUUUUAUCCACCAGAGCCACCACAGAAACGUUCAAGCUUCGAGAGAGAAAGGCCUAACCAAUCACACAUGGCUUUCAAAAAACUUUCGUUGAGAGACUCAAUGGUUGGUACUGCGAACGAUGAGACGAAUGGCACUCACACCGAUGGAUCCACGCCAAACAAAGGACAGGUGUCUGGUGCACCUUUCCAGACUGCUUUGUCGUCGGGGGAAAAAUGGAACUCGAGAUUUCAGGAUUCUGACUCCGAAGAUGAAGGGAAUGCGAUUCCACCACCAGCACGAGUAGUAGCCACGAACACUCCUGCCAAAACUGGCGUCUUCUCUAAAAAGAGUAAGAAAGUUCCUUCGUUUGAACCGCCACAACCCCGAUAUGUCCAGUCCACAUCUGUUCCCAACUCCAAGCACAAUACACCGAAUAAGAAAUUCAGUUCUUUGUCUCUCCGGUCCGCGAGCAGUACCGUUAAGGCUUCACCUGCAAAGAACGGCAAUAACUUAAGUAACAGGUUCUUGAGUGAACAGCUGCCCCCUGGAGGAUCAGAAGAGGAAAGGCCGGUGAAGAAGCAAAGCUUCGGUAAAAAGCUGAAAAAGCUAUUUGGUAGAAAGAAAUAA